Messenger RNA from Fusarium pseudograminearum CS3096, 648 nucleotides. RefSeq lists its product as uncharacterized. The coding region runs from base 1 to 648 and encodes 215 amino acids. The record is from RefSeq and is a predicted model, not a curated record. NCBI's taxonomy places the organism in Eukaryota, Fungi, Ascomycota, Sordariomycetes, Hypocreales, Nectriaceae. The transcript has a single exon.
AUGUCUUCCCAAAGCAGUGCUCAAUACUUCCCCAAGAUCUACUCCCUCACCUCUGUUGAUCAUGCUCGCUCCGUCUACGACGAGUGGGCAAAGACCUACAAUGAGGAGAUCACUGGCAAGGGCCAAGACUAUGUCGGCCCUGCCAUUGCCGCUGCCCAUGUUCCCCAAGCCCUAGGAACUCCCACCAUCAGCCCCGACGUCAAGAUUCUCGACGCUGGCUGUGGUACUGGCCUCGUCGGCAUCUUCCUCGCUCGUCUUGGCGCAAAGAAGCUUGACGGUGUCGACCUGAGCCCUGGAAUGCUUGACGAGGCCCGCACUACUGGAGCAUACCGCAACUUGGACGUGACAGACUUGUCUCGCCCCUUGUCCGCAAAGAAUGACUCUUAUGAUGUCGUGACGUGUGUUGGCACUCUGACGCAGUCUCACGUUGGUCCCGAGGCUAUCAGUGAAUUCGUGCGUGUCGUGAAGCCCGGAGGCUACAUCGUGGCCACUGUCAUCCGUGAGAUCUGGCAGACCGGAGGCUACGAGAGCCACGUGAAGGCCCUUGCCGAGCAGAACAAGGUCAAGGUCUUGUCCGCUGAAGUUCAGGACUACCGAAGGGGAGCCGGAGCUCAAGCUUACUACCUCGUCCUGCAAGUGUCUGCUUGA